AUGGCUAAAAUUUUGGCUGAAAGAGCAGCACAGGCUACUGCUAGAGUCAUACCUGUCCACAAAAAGUAUACCCUUCAAUCUUAUGGAAUAUGGGAACGGAUUCGACGAAUAUUUGCAGUCGACUCAUCCCGCUCCAAUGGUGUGCCGCUCAACCCUCAAUUCCGCAACCCUCCUCCAGGAUCCAAUGAGCCCUUUUCAUUUAUUGACCCAGUCACGAUCCCCGCUGGAGAUAUUGCUGACAACCCAUACUGGAAACGCGACAUGCGAAGAAACUACCCAAAAUUAUCAUUUAUCACGCAAAAUGACGCUGUUGGCUUGUUAACUCUCGGCAGCCGAAACGACCCAAAAAGCGAAUUGAUCGGAGAAUCCGGGAUCAAGGCACUCGUGGAUGUGAAAAAAGAGGGUGAGCUUGGAUUAGCUGCAUACUUUCAGAAAGAAGGUAAAAUAGGAACACUAGCAGCUCUAGGGAAAGACGGCUUGCCUCCUUUUCCAUGUAGUGUAAACCUAAAGAAACAAGGGGCCGACAAAUACCAGCUCACUGCAGAAAAUUCUUAUCCAGAAAGUUAUCCGUGUAGAUCAUUCAAGUAA
Molecule: messenger RNA, 588 nt
Organism: Blumeria graminis f. sp. triticale
Lineage: Eukaryota; Fungi; Ascomycota; Leotiomycetes; Helotiales; Erysiphaceae
Source: the annotation of a GenBank genome assembly